Molecule: messenger RNA, 270 nt
Organism: Purpureocillium lilacinum
Lineage: Eukaryota; Fungi; Ascomycota; Sordariomycetes; Hypocreales; Ophiocordycipitaceae
Source: RefSeq, a predicted model, not a curated record
AUGCAUGAGGUCGCACUGGGCCAUGGCGCGGAUAUAAGAGCCGGGCGAGUUGCCCCGGACGAUCGUCGUCGACCAGGGUCUCGCGGCGACCAUGCUGCCCGUCUGUCUGUCUGUCUGUCUGUCAUCGACAAGUGCGACGGCGCGCUCUGGCCGGCGACCGGAUCCAACUUCGCCAGCCCGUUCAUCCCAGGGUCUGUCAGCCUGGAGGACCCGAUGGCCUGCCCGUGCUUCUCCAGUACGCCGUGGGUCGGGCUCCGGCCUGGCUGCUGA